Rotaria sp. Silwood2 is the source of this 423-nucleotide messenger RNA. NCBI's taxonomy places the organism in Eukaryota, Metazoa, Rotifera, Eurotatoria, Philodinida, Philodinidae. The record is from the annotation of a GenBank genome assembly.
AUGGCUGAAUGUGGCAGUGUCGAAGCACUCAAAGGUAGUUGGGACUAUGUCGACGGUGAAAAUUUCGACGCAUAUAUGAAAGAAAUCGGAGUCAGUAUGAUUAUGCGUAUGACUGCUAAAGGUGUCAAACCGCGUUUGAUAAUUAAUGAAAAUAAUGGAACAUGGACAUUAAGAACUGAAAGUAGCAUCAAAACAUUAUCCUAUGAUUUUGUACCUGGUGUGGAAUUCGAAGAAACAACGGCCGAUGGACGUCAUGUCAAAUCGACUAUAAACUUUGUCGGCAACAAAUGGAUACAUACCAUGAUCGAUAAACAUGGCAAAAAAGCGGUUGUUACUCGCUAUAUCAAUGAUAAAGAUCAACAGAUGAUAGAUAUGGAAAGCGGUUCAGUCAAAGCUCGCAGAUGGUACAAGCGCGUCAAAUAG